This is a messenger RNA of Clonostachys rhizophaga, 1359 nucleotides long. NCBI's taxonomy places the organism in Eukaryota, Fungi, Ascomycota, Sordariomycetes, Hypocreales, Bionectriaceae. The record is from the annotation of a GenBank genome assembly.
AUGGCAGACGCAAAGCCGGCCAUAUCCUUCAUCGGCCUCGGAGCCAUGGGCUUCGGCAUGGCCACCAACCUCGUCAAGGAGGGCUACCCCGUCACCGGCUUCGACGUCUACGGCCCGACCCUCGACCGCUUCACCGCGGCCGGAGGCCUGGCAGCGACGACGCCCGCCAGCGCCGUCGAGGGCAAGGACGUCUGCGUCUGCAUGGUCGCCACGGCCCAGCAGGCCCAGUCCGUCCUGCUCGACAGCGAGCACGCCGCCCUGCCCAGCCUCCCCAAGGGUGCCGUCCUCCUCCUGUGCUCCACCGUCCCCUGCGCCUACGUCCAGAGCCUCGAGCGCCAGCUGGCCGAGCGAGGCCGCGGCGACGUCCACCUGGUCGACUGCCCCGUAUCCGGGGGAGCCAUCCGCGCCGCCGACGGCACCCUGUCCAUCAUGGCGGGAGCCUCAGACGCCGCCAUCGCCAAGGGCCGCGCCGUCCUACAGGCCAUGUCCGACCCGGCCAAGCUGUACAUCGUAAAGGGCGGCAUCGGGGCCGGGAGCAACAUGAAGAUGUGCCACCAGGUCCUCGCCGCCAACCAGAUCCUCUCGGCCAGCGAGGCCCUGGGCUUCGCGGACCACCUGGGGCUGGACCUGCGCUCGGCCGGCGAGGCCCUCGUCAAGUCGGACGGCUGGAGCUGGAUGCUAGAGAACAGGCUCCCGCGCCUCCUCCACCCGGAGUUCAAGCCCAUAGCCAGCGCCCUCACCAUCAUCCUCAAGGACACCAGCAUCAUCACGUCCGAGGCCAGACGGGCCGGCUUCGCCACCCCGAUGACGUCCACAGCCGAGCAGGUGUACUUCUCCGGUCUUGGGAGAGGGUACGGGCCCGAUGAUGACGCCAGCCUGAUCCGCCUCUACACCGAAGGCAAGGGCAAGGUCGGCCCCGUCCAGGGCACCGCCUCGACCAACGAGGAGAAGCUGAAGCUCGUUAUCGACCUGCUCCGCGGCAUUCACCUGUGCUCCGCAGCCGAGACCAUCGCAUUUGGCCAGCACGUCGGCCUGGAUCUGGACCAAGUGUUUGAGCUGUGCAUCAACGCGGCAGGGGGCAGCCGGAUCCUCUCGACGGUCGGCCCGUCGUUUCUCAAGGCAUUUGUGGAGGGCAAGGCGCAGGGCGGAUGGGCCGCAGAGUCCGGUUCGGGAGAGGCCACGCUCCAAUCGAUAGCCUCCGAGCUGGAGGCGGCGGUAAAUGAGGCUCAGAGCCUGAAGCUGCCGCUGUUUCUGGGAAGCCAGGCACUCAACCUCAUCCGCCUGGGUCUGAAGAGUGCCGGGGCCGAGUCUUCAAAGCAAGCCAUUGGCUCUGUUGUGCGUGUAUGGGCGACAUCGUGA